Messenger RNA from Ceratitis capitata (Mediterranean fruit fly), 708 nucleotides. Its product is annotated as trypsin-like. The record is from RefSeq and is a predicted model, not a curated record. Lineage: Eukaryota; Metazoa; Arthropoda; Insecta; Diptera; Tephritidae. The transcript has a single exon. Gene Ontology annotation, molecular function: serine-type endopeptidase activity. Gene Ontology annotation, biological process: proteolysis. The coding region runs from base 1 to 708 and encodes 235 amino acids.
AUGGUCAAGUUUUUCGUUUGCAGUUUCUUGUUCGUGAUCGCAGCCUGCGCUGGCAAUGCCUACGCUGAAGCCAUUCAGGGUGGCGUAGCCACCACUAGUUCUGCUCAUCCUUACGUUGUCUCCUUGCAGACUAGCGAUGGUACACGCAUCUGUGGUGGCGCUUUGAUCAAUACCAAAAAUGUUGUGACCGCUGCCAGUUGUUUAAGCAACUACGAUGUCUCCCAAUUGCUGGUUGGUGUUAAUAAUGGCGCUAAAACUGUAAAAAUUGCUGCUUCCGGCUUCGAUCCCAGCUAUGAUUUCACCACUAAUGAAAAUGAUGUUGCCGUUUUGAAAUUGGCUGAAGCAGUGAGUGUGGGUUCCAUUGCAUUGGCUUCCAGUGCUCCAUCAAGUGGCGCAAGUGGUGUCGUUACUGGCUGGGCUUCUGGUAGUAGUCUUGUAGAUGUUAAUGUGAGCGUAUUGAGUGCCGAAGAAUGCGGUUCCGGUGAUUACAAGUACAGCGAGGAUGAGAUUUUGGAUUCAAUGUUGUGCGGUCUUGCUACGAAUAGCCAAGCCUGUGGUGGUCUAGCUGGUAAUCCAGUUGUGGUCAACAAUCAAUUGGUUGGUGUAGUAUCUUGGGGUUAUGGCUGUGGCAACAAGGGCAACCCAUCUGUCUUCGCUAAUGUAGCCGCAUUACGCACAUGGAUCAAUAAGGAAGUAGCAAGUUUGUAA